Venustampulla echinocandica is the source of this 1371-nucleotide messenger RNA. Its product is annotated as Arabinanase. The coding region runs from base 1 to 1371 and encodes 456 amino acids. The transcript is spliced from 10 exons. Gene Ontology annotation, molecular function: hydrolase activity, hydrolyzing O-glycosyl compounds; carbohydrate binding. NCBI's taxonomy places the organism in Eukaryota, Fungi, Ascomycota, Leotiomycetes, Helotiales, Pleuroascaceae. The record is from RefSeq and is a predicted model, not a curated record. Gene Ontology annotation, biological process: carbohydrate metabolic process.
AUGUUAUGCCACUUCUCUUACCUCCUGCUGCCCCUCUCCGGCCUCAUACAUCAUGCAACAGCAAGUGUGCAAAUCAUCCCGGGCGCGUCUAUAACUACAACCAAUGCUCCCUACCAGCACAUGCAAGCCCAUGGUGGGGGUCUCAUUCUCGUAGAUGGCGUCUACUACAUCCAUGGCGAGAAUAAACUUGACGGCAGUGCCUUCCAGAGCAUAAAUUGUUACUCUACUGUUGAUUUGGUCAACUGGAAGUUUGAGAGUAAAGUUUUGACGGUCGGGGGAAGUGGUGAUUUGGGACCUGGGAGGGUUGUGGAGAGGCCGCAUGUGUUGUAUAACGAGAAGACGAAGAAAUAUGUUAUGUGGUUGCAUAUCGAUAGUAGCAACUAUGGCGACGCAAAAGCCGGUGUGGCAACGUCUGAUAGCGUCUGCGGGACGUAUAGUUAUAUUGGCUCAAAACGGCCUCUCAAUUUCGAGAGUCGAGAUAUCAGUCUUUAUCAAGAUACCGAUGGGACAGCUUACCUACUUACGGAAGACCGAAAAAAUGGUCUCAGAAUCGACAAGUUAUCAUCAGAUUACCUAACCGUAGAAUCAGCAACUUACCUCUGGGCUCAGCCAGCUGCAUUUGAAGCGGCAGCGAUCGUCAAAACGGGCAAUACAUAUUUUAUGUUCGCGUCUAAGGAGAGCGGAUGGUCGCCAAAUGAUAACGUCUAUUGCACUUCGACAAGCCUUACUGGGCCUUGGUCAUCUUGGGAGAAAUUCGCACCGUCCGGAUCAAAUACUUUCAGCUCACAAACCACAGCCGUGGUUAACAUCAAUGGAGUUAUAAUGUACAUGGGUGAUCGCUGGGUCUCCUCGAACCUCAUGAGAUCUACCUAUGUUUGGCUACCAUUGACGCUUUCGGGGACAAAAGCAACCCUGACCAACCAAGUAAACUGGAUCCUCGACAUUAAAGCAGGCACAUGGACACCCGGCCCCAGCGAGACCCAAGUCGAAGCUGAGGCAAGCAGCAACACAAUUGCCUCUGGUGCCAAGACAGUCAGUUGCAGCGGCUGUUCAGGCAAAACAACGAUCGGAUACAUUGGCGGUUCUCCUGGGGGCAAACUAACUAUGCCUAAUGUCUCAAGUACUGUCACGACAAAUACAACGAUUCGAAUCGGUUAUACGAAUGCGGAUCAGUCGCAAAGAUACGCCAAAGUGUCAGUCAACGGCGUGAGUUAUAUCGUGGCGUUUAUUCCAACUGGCGAUGAUAAUACACCUGGCACUGCCGCAUUGACUGUUCCGUUGAAUGCUGGAGAUAAUAACGUGGUGGUAUUUGAGGCGUAUAAUGGAGGUUGGGGUCCAAACAUUGACCGAAUCAUGGUCCCAAAGUCAUGA